This is a messenger RNA of Pleurotus ostreatus (oyster mushroom), 1842 nucleotides long. RefSeq lists its product as uncharacterized. The record is from RefSeq and is a predicted model, not a curated record. NCBI's taxonomy places the organism in Eukaryota, Fungi, Basidiomycota, Agaricomycetes, Agaricales, Pleurotaceae. Bases 1 to 1842 code for a protein of 613 amino acids. Gene Ontology annotation, molecular function: oxidoreductase activity, acting on CH-OH group of donors; flavin adenine dinucleotide binding. The transcript has 9 exons.
AUGCUGCCUUGGGAUGUUUUCAUGAUAUUCCUCCUUGGGAGCUCUGCCCUUGGCGAAAUCUUGAUGUCGGCCUCGGAGGUCUCGAGAAACUACGACUUCGUUAUUGUCGGUGGUGCGUGUGUCGUUUCCUUUUGCGCCCUUCGUUUGACGUGUACAAUCCUGCUGAUGAUACCGCUAGGUGGAACAGCCGGAAAUGUAAUUGCAAAUCGUUUGACGGAGGACCCCGAUAUCCGGGUACUAGUCGUUGAAUCUGGAGGAUUGAACGAAGACGUACUAGAACUACAGGUGCCCUUUUUGAUGCCCCAAAUUCCUAUCAAAUACACUUGGAACUUCACGACUAUACCCCAAGUAGGCCUUGAGGGUAGGUCUGUCAUCUAUAACAGGGGACACAUCUUGGGAGGCUCUUCUUCGAUAAAUGGGAUGGUUUACACCAGAGGUUCGGCUGAAGACUAUGACCUGAUCGCCAAUAUUAGUGGGGAUGAAGGAUGGUCCUGGGACCGACUCCAGCACUACGUUAAGAAGCAUGAGCGAUGGUCCAGCCCCGUCAACAAUUCCUUGCAUUUGUUUAGGCCUGAGGUCCAUGGCUUUCGCGGGAUGACCUCAGUCACCCUAAGCAAGACUCGACAUUCUAUUGAUGACAGGAUGCUCAAGGCCACUGAAGAGAGUAGUGAAUUCCCCUUCAACACUGACUAUAACUCUGGACAGCCUCUGGGCUUUGGUUGGGCGCAAUCAACAAUUACUUCGAGUGGCCGCCGCGAUAGCUCUGCAACAUCGUACCUUGGCGCAAGGUUUAUACGGCGAGCUAAUCUCCAUGUUCUAUUGAACCAUAGAGUGCUUCGCCUGCUUCCUGCUCCCAGCGGACCGGGUGUGCACUUCAAUGCCGUCGAAUACGGGGAGAUCGUCGAUGUUAGUUCUCGUCAGAUUGUUGUGGCAGCCAAGGAGAUUAUACUCUCGGCCGGGUCCGUAGGGACCCCUCACAUCUUACUUCAUUCAGGCAUCGGAGAUGACAGUACUCUAUCUGCACUCGGGAUCAAAACCACCCACCACCUACCAAGCGUCGGCCAAAACUUCACUGAACAACCCAUUACGAUUGUACAGUGGCCUGUAGACGACAACAAUACUACGGAUCAGUUCACACGAAAUGCCACGCUCAUGGCAGAGUUCCUAGAUGAGUGGAAAUUCAAUAGGUCCGGCCCAUUAACGUCCUCGACGACAACCCAUCUCGGGUACCUACGACUACCUGGUAAUUCAACCGUAUUCGAUAUCGUCGCCGAUCCCUCGGCCGGUGUAAACACGCCCCAUAUUGAGCUCUCUUUCUCAAAUGGUUUCAUAUUUCCUGUGCCUACGGGCGGGGGGUUAGGUGUAAUUCUCUUCCUUGUUACUCCAAUGUCGCGUGGCUCCAUUUCGCUGAACACCUCCGACCCCUUGGAUCAACCCCUGAUAGAUCCCGCCCUGCUAAUGCACGAGUUUGAUCGCUUUGCUUUGCGAGAAGCCAUUCGACUUGCUCUCAGAUUCGUCGCUUCCCCUGGCUGGGAGGACUACAUACUCGAACCGUCCGGAUCCCUCUCAUCACUGGAUAUCAGUGACGACGGGCAGCUCGAUGCAUUCCUCCGAGCCAGUGUACUCGCGGGAUUUCAUUCUGUUGGUUCAGCGUCAAUGUCACCGAGAGGAGCGCGCUGGGGAGUUACGGAUCCCGACUUGAGGUUGAAAGGAGUACGCGGGAUACGUGUUGUAGAUGCUUCUGUUAUUCCUCAUAUACCGUCAGCGCAUACGCAAACUGCCGUGUAUAUCAUUGCGGAAAGAGCUGCAGACUUGAUCAAGGAGAGUUGGGGGACUCGCUAA